GCGACCUCAGGGUGCGCCCUGAACUGUGCUGCGCAGUGAGCGCAUAGGUGGAAUCUGGGACAAUGACUGCGUAGCUCCGGAAGAGACAAAAGGAUCAGAGGGGAAGGUGUUUGAGAUACACGUCUCAACUGAUACUUAUCGCGCAUCAUGGCAAGGCGGGUCAGACCUGGCUUUUACCGACAAGAAAUAAACAAAAGCGUAUGGGAAGUACCGGACCGGUACCGCGACCUGAUUCAGGUGGGGACCGGAGCGUACGGAACUGUGUGCUCAGCGCUGGACUCCAGGACUGGAACCAGAGUGGCCAUCAAGAAGCUCUACAGACCCUUCCAGUCCGAGGUGUUCGCCAAGCGGGCCUUCAGGGAGCUGAAGCUUCUCAAACACAUGAAACACGAAAAUGUGAUUGGCCUUCUAGAUGUGUUUACCGCAGACCUUUCUUUGGACCGAUUCAAAGAUUUCUGUCUGGUGAUGCCGUUCAUGGGAACUGAUCUGGGGAAGCUGAUGAAGAAGACCAAACUAUCAGAAGAAAAAAUCCAGUGUUUGGUUUAUCAGACACUGAAAGGACUCAAGUACAUCCAUUCUGCUGGUAUAAUUCACAGGGAUCUCAAACCAGGAAAUCUUGUCGUCAACCAAGACUGCGAGCUCAAGAUCUUGGACUUUGGCUUAGCUCGGCAGGCGGACACUGAGAUGACGGGCUACGUGGUGACCCGAUGGUACAGAGCCCCGGAGGUCAUCCUCAACUGGAUGCACUACACACAGACGGUGGAUAUUUGGUCUGUGGGCUGCAUCAUGGCAGAGAUGCUGCAAGGAAAACCCCUUUUUAAAGGCAGUGACCACCUAGACCAGCUGAAUCAGAUCAUGAAGGUCACAGGAACGCCGAGUCAAGAAUUCAUAUCAAAACUAGACUCCGAGGAUGCUAAAAGUUACCUCAAAAAUCUCCAAAAAAUAGAGAAGAGAGAUCUUAAGACAUUGUUUCCAACAGCUAGUUCCCAAGCCCUGGCGGUGCUGGAGCGCAUGCUUCUGCUAGAUCCUGAGGAAAGAGUGACAGCUGUGGAGGCUCUGUCGUUGCCGUACUUUGCUGUAUUUCGAGAACCGGCAGAGGAGACUGAGGCUCAGCCGUACGACAACUCGCAUGAAGACAAGGAGUUGACUUUGGACCAGUGGAAACGUUGUGCCUUCACAGAGAUCUUGAGCUUCCAGCGUACGCUGCUGGAUGCAAAGGAAACGCCACUUUAAAGACGAGUGAACUACAGCGGAGGACCAAAACAAACUAAUUCUGAACAAAGAGGACGUUUUGAUUAAUACCGGCCUGCUGCAGAUGCAGAUUUUAGGAUUUUCUAAAGUAAUUUGUUAAAGCGACGUCUCCAAGCUUGUCACUCCUACACAGCCAAGUGUUGUCGUUGCCCUCACCAACAGCUCUGAAGUGUUUUUGAGAUGUCAGAAGGGCGUCUUCAGUUCAGACUAGUGGAAAUUUAAGGAACAUCUCCUCUUCAACGACAAGGAAACACCUGCACCUGAAUCUGGAGGAAAUCUUUGAGUUUCUGUGCAAACGGUUGCCAUUUUCAAGCAUUCCUUUCCGUUUAAGUUGUUCUUGAUAGCUAAGUGUAUCAAACUUUUUCAGACAUAUCUGGUACUAUUCAUUUCCUUCUUUCUGCUCCAUCUCAAAAGGUCACUUGUGAUUUUUUUUUUUUUUUUUUUUUAAUUUGACACGAGCAAAAACCUGUCUGGUUACUAAACCAGAGCAAUUUUUGCUUUGCUGUUUGAAAAGGCCACAUCACCAGCAGCAUGUCCAACACUGAAGUAAAGGCACUUACAAAAACUUUUACAGAUUAAAAGUUAUUAAAAAAUAAUAAUAAAGGUAUUAUUAUUAUUUUUAUUAUUAUUAUUGCUAUUUGUUUUUGCAUUGAGUUGUAAUAGAUUUAACAAUCUUAAAACAGAAAUCAUACAUUUUUAACUUGCAGUCUUUUUUUAUAUUAUGGGCAAUGUGGCUCAUUCAUUCAGAGAUGAAUGGAGGCUCUUUAAAAUGUAAUUUAAAGUUUUAUUUUGCCUUUCUUUUGGUUUUAAAAAAAAAA
Messenger RNA from Poecilia latipinna (sailfin molly), 2069 nucleotides. It is a transcript of the gene mapk12a, whose product is annotated as mitogen-activated protein kinase 12a. The record is from RefSeq and is a predicted model, not a curated record. Lineage: Eukaryota; Metazoa; Chordata; Actinopteri; Cyprinodontiformes; Poeciliidae. Bases 148 to 1233 code for a protein of 361 amino acids. The transcript is spliced from 12 exons. Gene Ontology annotation, biological process: protein phosphorylation. Gene Ontology annotation, molecular function: MAP kinase activity; ATP binding.